Molecule: messenger RNA, 309 nt
Organism: Geodia barretti
Lineage: Eukaryota; Metazoa; Porifera; Demospongiae; Tetractinellida; Geodiidae
Source: the annotation of a GenBank genome assembly
AUGACCGGCCUGAUCGAGAUCGCUCCGCCUCGCUUCGACGUGUCGCUGGCGCUUGCGUACGCCAGCGACGACAACAUCACGGGCCGCCGCAUCUACCGCAGGGCAGCCUGCUACCUCCACGCCGACGCCGCGGCGCUGCUCGACCGCGCCAUCGAUCUCGCCGGCGCGCAGGGCCUGAAACUCGUCAUCUUCGACGGCUAUCGCCCGGUCGAAGCGCAAUGGGCGCUCUGGCGGCAGUGCCCGGACCCGACCUUCCUCGCGGACCCGAGGCGGGCUCGCCGCACUCGCGGGGCGUCGCGGUCGAUCUGA